This is a messenger RNA of Lobosporangium transversale, 1843 nucleotides long. RefSeq names its product DNA glycosylase. The transcript has 3 exons. The record is from RefSeq and is a predicted model, not a curated record. Lineage: Eukaryota; Fungi; Mortierellomycota; Mortierellomycetes; Mortierellales; Mortierellaceae. Gene Ontology annotation, molecular function: 8-oxo-7,8-dihydroguanine DNA N-glycosylase activity; damaged DNA binding. The coding region runs from base 62 to 1819 and encodes 585 amino acids. Gene Ontology annotation, biological process: nucleotide-excision repair; base-excision repair; base-excision repair, AP site formation. Gene Ontology annotation, cellular component: nucleus.
AUAACAACAACAACAACAACAACAACAACAACAACAACAAAAAAAAGAAAAAGAAAAACAUAUGAUGACCAGUCUGACCAGGAGUACUCGGAAAAGGGCACUGUCGUUGGUAAAGGGAUCCGUAUUAACGGCGCAAGGUAGUGCUCCAACAGCAACGGUUGCAACUGUCGCAAGAAGGUCAAAGUCUUCUUCUUCUUCUUCUUCUUCUUCUUCUUCUUCUUCUUCAACAACCACUACCACCACUGUUACUUCAAGAGCCACAAGAGCCACAAGAGCCACAAGAGCAACAGCAACAGCAACAGCAACAGCAACAACAUCCCCAUCACCACCGUCAUCAUCAAGAAGGGCUAAAAGUCCCAGUGCUGUCACAAAAGAUGAAGCGAAUCCAACACCGGCAGUCAAGACUGCAAAGCAGAAAAACAAACUAGCUGCACCAAAACAUGUUAGAGCCACUCCUUGGGUCUCUGUCAAGUUGCCCCGGUCUGAAUUGGAUCUUUCGACAACAUUGAAAUGUGGACAGUCCUUUCGAUGGCAACGAGAGCAUCAGGAACUGGAAUCGGGAGAGAUAUCCCUUCCUAUUUAUUCAUGUGUCCUAGACCAUCGGGUAUGGUGCCUCCAGGAGACCGAGGAUGGAUUUCGAUACAGGACCUUUAAAGGCUCGACAACACCGGAUCCUUUGCUAUCAUCAGAUCAAGAAACAGAGUCAAAAACAUCAAAAGAAGAAGAAGAAGCGAGGGAGAAGGAUCAAGAUACGGCGUUUUUGAGAGAUUAUUUUCAAUUGGAUGUACCAUUGACAGAACUCUAUGCGAAAUGGUCGGAAACCGAUGCCAACUUUAAGGCCAAAGCACCUCUUUUCCCAGGUGUGCGGAUAUUGCGUCAGGAUCCUGUAGAGAACUUGAUGUGCUUUAUCUGCAGCUCUAACAACAACAUUGGCAGGAUUAGCCAGAUGGCUACGAAAUUAUGCCAAGAGUACGGAGCACCAAUCACAAUACCACCUCAAGUAUCGGGCGAAUCAACUUCCAAGACAUACUAUGGUUUUCCUACGAUCGAUGCAUUAGCACAGGAGGGUGUGGAGGACACGUUACGGAAGGCAGGGUUUGGAUACAGAGCAAAAUAUAUCGCCAGUUCAGCAAAGAUGAUCCAUGCAAUGGAGGAUGGUGAAGCAUGGCUUCGAGGAUUAAGAAAAGUGCCGUAUGAGGAAGCCCAUGCUGCGUUAUUGGCGUUGCAGGGUGUUGGUCCAAAAGUUGCUGAUUGUGUUUGUUUAAUGUCGCUUGACAAACAUGAGAGUAUACCGGUGGACACGCACGUCUGGCAGAUAGCAGUACGUGAUUAUCAGUUCCGAUUUGAGGGCAAGGUCCCCAAGACGAUCUCGCCUGCGAUCUAUAAAGCUGUGGGUAAACAUUUUGUGGAUCUCUUUGGGAAGUACUCUGGAUGGGCACACUCGGUUUUGUUUGCAGCUGAUCUCAGGACGAUCGAAGGGAGGGUCAAGCAGGAGGAAGGGGUUACAGAUCUAUUGAUCAAAGUCAAGAAAGAAGGAGGAGAAGGAGAAGGAGAAGGGGAGGAAAAGGCAUUAUUGUUGGCAAAAAUCAAGAAUGAAGAAGAAGAAAAAGAAGAAGGAGAAGGAGAAGAAGAAGAAUCUUCUAAUGCAGUGAGUGAAAGUAUGGAGAAGGUCAAGCUAGAAGAUGUAUCAGAUUCCAUAUUGGACAUGUCAUCAUCACCAUCAUCAUCAUUAUCAUUCUCAUCCGUGUUAGAAACAGCAACAGAAACAACAACAGAGACGAAUGGUCUUCGCAAAUCGAAGCGUCGAAAGGGAACAUGAGCAUUAUUAAUGCAACAAUAAAAG